GCAGCAUGCCAGCCCGCGCCCCUCCUCGCCGCCUGCCGCGGCUGCUGCUGCUGCUCCGGCUGCUGUCGCUGCAUCUGCUGCUGCUGCUCGUCCUGCGGGCCCGCUGCCUGCGCGCUGAGCCGGGUCAGGGCGCGCAGACCUGGGCUCGCUUCGCGCGCCCUCCCGCCCCAGAGGCCGCCGGCCUCCUCCACGACACCUUCCCCGACGGCUUCCUCUGGGCGGUGGGCAGCGCCGCCUACCAGACCGAGGGCGGCUGGCGACAGCACGGUAAAGGCGCGUCUAUCUGGGACACGUUCACCCAUCACCCCCCGGUCACCCUAGGCGACUCCCCGAUCGCUGUGGCGCCGUCGGGUGCCCCGUUGCCUCCUCUACCCUCCACUGGAGAUGUGGCCAGCGACAGUUACAACAACGUCUACCGCGACACGGAGGGGCUGCGAGAGCUAGGGGUCACCCACUACCGCUUCUCCAUCUCGUGGGCGCGGGUGCUCCCCAAUGGCACCGCGGGCGCUCCCAACCGCGAGGGGCUGCGCUACUACCGGCGGCUGCUGGAGCGGCUGCGGGAGCUGGGCGUGCAGCCGGUCGUCACCCUGUACCACUGGGACCUGCCGCAGCGCCUGCAGGAUGCCUAUGGCGGCUGGGCCAAUCGUGCCCUGGCCGACCACUUCAGGGAUUAUGCCGAGCUCUGCUUCCGCCACUUCGGUGGCCAGGUCAAGUACUGGAUCACCAUUGACAACCCGUACGUGGUGGCCUGGCACGGGUACGCCACUGGGCGCCUGGCCCCGGGUGUGCGGGGCAGCCCCAGGCUCGGGUACCUGGUUGCGCACAACCUACUUCUGGCUCAUGCCAAAACCUGGCAUCUCUACAAUACCUCUUUCCGCCCGGCUCAGGGAGGCCAGGUGUCUAUUGCCUUAAGCUCCCACUGGAUCAGUCCUCGAAGAAUGACUGACCAUAACAUCCGAGAAUGCCAGAAGUCUCUCGACUUUGUGCUGGGCUGGUUUGCCAAACCCAUAUUUAUCGACGGUGACUACCCAGAGAGCAUGAAGGACAACCUCUCCUCUCUUCUGCCCGCUUUUACCGAGUCUGAGAAGAACUCCAUCAGAGGUACUGCUGACUUUUUUGCUCUUUCCUUUGGACCGACCUUGAGUUUUCAACUGUUGGACCCUCACAUGAAGUUCCGGCAACUGGAAUCUCCCAGCCUGAGGCAGCUCCUGUCUUGGGUAGAUUUGGAAUAUAACCACCCUCCAAUAUUUAUUGUGGAAAACGGUUGGUUUGUCUCAGGAACCACCAAAAGAGAUGAUGCCAAGUACAUGUAUUACCUCAAGAAGUUUAUAAUGGAAACCUUAAAAGCCAUCAGGCUGGAUGGGGUUGACGUCAUUGGCUACACCGCGUGGUCCCUCAUGGAUGGUUUCGAGUGGCACAGGGGCUACAGCAUCCGACGUGGACUCUUCUACGUCGACUUUCUGAGUCAGGACAAGGAGCUGUUGCCGAAGUCUUCGGCCUUGUUCUACCAAAAGCUGAUAGAGAACAAUGGCUUCCCUCCUUUACCUGAAAACCAACCCCUGGAAGGGAAGUUUCCCUGUGGCUUUGCUUGGGGAGUUGUUGACAGCUACGUUCAAGUGGACACCACUCUCUCUCAGUUUACCGACCCAAAUAUCUACCUGUGGGAUGUGCAUCACAGUAAGAGGCUUAUUAAAGUGGACGGGGUUGUAGCCAAGAAGAGAAAACCCUACUGUGUUGAUUUCUCUGCCAUCCGACCUCAGAUAGCCUUACUUCGAGAAAUGCAUGUCACCCACUUUCGCUUCUCCCUGGACUGGGCCCUGAUCUUGCCUCUGGGUAACCAGACCCAAGUGAACCACACAGUUCUGCACUUCUACCGCUGCGUCAUCAGCGAGCUGGCGCACGCCAACAUCACCCCCGUGGUGGCCCUGUGGCAACCAGCAGCCCUGCACCAAGGUUUGCCACAUGCCCUGGCCAAACACGGGGCCUGGGAGAACCCGCACACCGCCCUGGCAUUUGCAGACUAUGCGAGUCUGUGCUUUAAAGAGCUGGGCCACUGGGUCAAGUUCUGGAUCACCAUAAAUGAGCCCAACACUCGGAACAUGACCUACCGUGCCGGGCACUACCUCCUGAAGGCGCAUGCUUUGGCUUGGCGCCUGUAUGAUGAGAAGUUUAGGGCGGCUCAGAAAGGCAAAAUAUCCAUUGCCUUGCAGGCCGACUGGAUAGAACCAGCCUGCCCUUUCUCCCAAAAGGACAAAGAAGUGGCCGAGAGAGUUUUGGAAUUUGAUAUUGGCUGGCUGGCAGAGCCUAUUUUCGGCUCCGGAGAUUAUCCACGUGUGAUGAGAGACUGGUUGAACCAAAAGAACAAUUUCCUUUUGCCUUAUUUCACUGAAGACGAAGAAAAGCUAAUCCAGGGUUCCUUUGACUUCCUGGCGGUGAGCCAUUACACCACCAUCCUUGUAGACUGGGAGAGGGAGGAUCCGAUAAAAUACAAUGAUUACCUGGAGGUACAGGAGAUGACUGACAUCACGUGGCUCAACUCUCCCAGUCAGGUGGCCGUGGUGCCUUGGGGGCUGCGCAAAGUGCUCAAUUGGCUGAGGUUCAAGUACGGGGACCUCCCUAUGUACGUGACAGCCAACGGCGUAGAUGACGAUCCCCACGCCGAGCAAGACGCACUGAGGAUGUAUUAUGUUGAGAAUUACGUGAACGAGGCCCUGAAAGCCUACGUGUUGGAUGGAAUCAACCUCUGUGGCUACUUUGCUUAUUCACUUAAUGAUCGUUCAGCUCCGAAGUUUGGAUUUUAUCGAUAUGCAGCAAAUCAGUUCGAACCCAAACCAUCUAUGAGACAUUAUAGGAAAAUUAUCGACAACAAUGGCUUCCUGGGUUCUGAAACACAGGGACAGUUUUGUCCAGAGGAAUACACCGUGUGCACCGAAUGCAGCUUUUUCCACACUCGGAAGUCCUUGCUAGUCUUCAUUGCGUUUCUGGUGUUUGCUUUUAUUAUUUCUCUCUCUCUUAUUUUGUACUACUCCAGGAAAGGCAGGAGAAGUUAUAAGUAGUGUGAACGUCUGCCUGGUUGUUUGCUUAAUGUUGUGAAGCCAUAUUACACACAUUUGGAUUCUAGAAAACCUUUUUGUCACAGAUGGGAGAGGUUUUGUGACAGGCAUCAGUGACUAUAAAGUAUUGGUAAGAUAACUGGCACCUGAGUUCACUCUCUUUGGGGGCCAUUAUACAACUGUACCCAGCACAGUUUCUACAGUACCCCUGUGCAGAAGGCAGGAGACAUGGCAGCCAGAACAGCGAUAACUACCUGAACAGAGUUUGAAGAACAACAUUGGGAACACAGACAAAAAUGUGGCUGUGCCCAUUUUUAAAUUUCACGUAUUUUUGGAAGUAACAAUCUCUCAAUUGCCAAGUUAAUACCUAACAGCUGUGACUUUCCCUGAUGCGUUUUCAUGAGGAAACAAUGGAAGAAUAAAUAGUAGAGGUGGCCAAAGACCCUCGGCUAACACAGUCUUUUUAAGAGCACUGUUUUUAUCAAAUGCUGCUAAUAUCCAUUUAUGAAUAAUAGAGAGCACAUUAUGGAAAUUUACAUUUUUUGUGAAUGUUUUUGAGGUGUCCUCUAAACCCCAGAUCCUUGAGGGUUCUCUCUUACUGGCUCUCCUUUGAGAGCCUGCACACUGGAGAUUUUUUUAAUGUUCACAAAAAAUCAAGAUGAGUCAUGAGCUGCUGGCCUCUUUGAAACUGACUGUGGCAUGCAGUACAUUGCAGCCGAUCUAGGGAAGAGAAAGGAGGGAUAUUUUUUCUUUUCUUUUUUAAUGAGCAACAUGAGUGAUUUGAUUGAACAUCCUUUUAUCUUUGAGCAGACCUUGGAAUGAAUGAAAUGACCUUUCCCACAUGAAGAAAGAUGAACUCUCACUCAACCUGUGAAGAAUGACUCGGUUGCAUUCUUCAGAAUACGCUGUCAAUGCUUCGACACAAUAGUUUUCAAACUUCAUAGCAGAUCUAAGAGCAACCCGGUGUAAAGACACCGGACAUCUGUCUUUGUGGUCACUGAGAGCUCCUCUGCACUCUGCCCCUGGCCAUGAGCUUUGAAAUAGUCCCACUUGGAGCUUUGACACCGGCCGCGCUACUGACGUACAUCGAAGGGCUAACUGGGUCUUCUCCUUCAACACCCUCUACCCUAAGUCUUACUGAGUCUCACAUGGGGACAUUUUCUUGCUACACCUGAGUGGUCUUAGAGAUAAGCCAAUCCCAGACAGGCAAGAUAAGCCAGUUAGAGCAGCAUGGCUACACUGCUGACGCAGGGUCACAAUGCAUAACUGUGUUGUACUUCAUCUUGCGAUGCGGUAUGGCUUUCCUCAUCAACAAUCAGCUUUUGCUGUGGUGUUCUUUAUACAACUGGACUUGUUAUUGAAAUCAAAUGCUAUAGAAUCAAUAGUUUAUUUUAUGUCUCUAUUUUUCUUGAUUACAGAGUAAUAUAUAUAUUGAUUGUAAAAAUUUAAAAGAGAAAAACUAUAUGUAAAGAAAAUGAUCACAUCUAAUAUAAUACAGAGACAAUACUGACAGUUCCUUUGUGUUGUAUUUUAGGUAGUUAGUUCAUGCUAUAAUUAGAUAUACAUUUUCUUUAUUCAUUUCUCUGUCAUUAGUUUUCAAGAGCUAAAAUUUAAUAGCUAUGGAAAAUAUUGUUAGACUAGCUCAAAACUGUUUUAUU
This is a messenger RNA of Onychomys torridus (southern grasshopper mouse), 4711 nucleotides long. It is a transcript of the gene Kl, whose product is annotated as klotho. Gene Ontology annotation, molecular function: hydrolase activity, hydrolyzing O-glycosyl compounds. The record is from RefSeq and is a predicted model, not a curated record. NCBI's taxonomy places the organism in Eukaryota, Metazoa, Chordata, Mammalia, Rodentia, Cricetidae. Gene Ontology annotation, biological process: carbohydrate metabolic process. The transcript is spliced from 5 exons. Bases 6 to 3056 code for a protein of 1016 amino acids.